GUGGCGAGUCUCGCGUUCCCUGGAGUUGAGGGCAAGCGGCUCCCGAGUCUCGCCGUUGUAAACGCGCACCCGCGCCACGGAACACAAAACCCCGACCGCUCCGGGGGCGCGCCUCGUCUCCAGCAGCGUCUUUGCGCGGGGAAAGCCCAGGCUCUGGUGAGGCAGGGGGAGGGGGAGGGAGAGAGAGGCGUGUUGCUUGAGCAAAACCAAGGCGAUUUCGAUCGUGUGUGCAGAGAGAGAGAUUGAGAUUGAAGCUGAAGAGGCGCUCCGGUCUCUCUCCGUUCCCCAGAAGCUGACGGGGAGUAGGAGGAACCCCAUUCUCUCCAAAUCGGGAAGAAGGCGCCCAAAGGGAGCCAAGCUCGGGCACUUGGCUCCUCUUCUCCCUCCCCCAGGGCCCUGGGGGUGCGCGCCGCGCAGACAAAAGCGAGAGACUGGAGACGGAGAGAGAGAGAGAGAAGCAAGCGCCUGGCAGGGAAGAAGAGCCACUCAGACACGUUGCACACAGGCGCACAAACACACGCGCGCCCUCUCUCCUCUCACACACCCCAGAUCCAUCUUGAAGGUGCUCUCCCGUGCCGUCUCGCCACCACCGCCGCCGCGCCCGGCUCGCUCAGCUUCCCGGGACUUUGGUAGGGAAUGCCCUGGCGCCUCCUUCGCCAAUGUUUCACUGGAGCAAGUGGAAGAAGAGGAUGGGAGCCAGCAUUUCCUCCUCGUCUUCCAAGAGACCCGUCUUCGACGAGAAGGAGGAUGUGAAUUUUGAUCACUUCCAGAUACUUCGAGCAAUUGGGAAAGGAAGCUUUGGCAAGGUGUGCAUUGUACAAAAGAGAGAUACAGAGAAGAUGUAUGCCAUGAAGUACAUGAAUAAACAGCAGUGCGUUGAAAGGGAUGAGGUUCGAAAUGUAUUCAGAGAACUGGAGAUCCUGCAGGAAAUUGAGCAUGCCUUCUUGGUGAAUCUCUGGUACUCGUUUCAGGAUGAAGAGGACAUGUUUAUGGUAGUGGAUUUACUCCUGGGUGGUGACCUACGUUAUCACCUCCAGCAAAACGUGCAGUUCACCGAGGAAACGGUGAAACUCUAUAUCUGUGAGAUGGCAUCAGCUUUAGACUAUUUGCGCAGUCAGCAUAUUAUACACAGAGACGUGAAACCAGACAAUAUUCUCCUUGAUGAACAAGGCCAUGCACACCUAACAGAUUUUAAUAUUGCAACAAUCAUCCGUGAUGGUGAAAGAGCAACCGCAUUAGCUGGGACUAAGCCGUAUAUGGCUCCAGAGAUCUUUCAUUCCUUUCUGAAUGGUGGAACCGGUUACUCCUUCGAAGUUGACUGGUGGUCCCUGGGAGUGAUGGCAUACGAGCUCCUCCGUGGAUGGAGGCCUUAUGACAUCCACUCUAAUAGCCCCGUGGAAUCCUUAGUUCAGUUGUUCAGCACCGUGAGUGUCCAGUACGUAACAGGAUGGUCAAAGGACACGGUAGCCUUAUUAAGAAAGCUUUUGACAGUGAACCCUGAGCACCGGUUUUCUAGCUUAGCUAGCAUCCAGACUUCUUCCUACUUAUCUAACGUGGACUGGGACGAAAUCUGCGAAAAGAAAGUGGAGGCAGGAUUUGUGCCUAAUAAAGGCCGUCUGCAUUGUGACCCCACCUUUGAGCUGGAAGAGAUGAUCUUGGAGUCGAGGCCGCUGCACAAGAAGAAAAAGAGGCUUGCAAAGAAUAAAUCCAGGGAUAAUAGCAAGGAUAGCUCACAAUCGGAAAAUGACUACCUCCAGGAUUGCCUGGAAGCAAUUCAGCAAGAUUUUGUCAUUUUUAACAGAGAGAAGUUGAAGAGGAGCCAAGAUCAAAUGAACGAGUCCAUUUCUCCUCCUGAAACCACUGACGAAGCUGAGACUGAAACAGAAUCUGAAAAUUCCAACCUGAAUAUGUGUAGCUCAGUAUGUUCUUCCACAGGCAGCAGCUAGGACUAUGGGGAAGAGGCAAAGGGGCCGGAAGCUUGCGCACCUCUUGAAUAAAUCAUUCUCAGGUUGCACUGACAAGCAGAUGAGAGGACACUGAGUACCUUGGUUGAAGAAAAGAAGAGGAGUCACACAAAACAACACUGUAGAGCCGCAGCAGAGGCAGAUAGUUCUUACAGAACUCAUGGAUUUUUCCCCCCUUCAAAAAGGGAUCGCCUCUUUUACCCAAUACUUUGCUAUGCAACACUUUGGUGAAAACCGUUCCAUUUCUUCCUUUGCUCUUUUCUUUUUGCAGGGACAGGCAGUGGGGUCUGAAGGAUAUUGGCAGGCGAUAAGGGUUCCAGACCCAAUUCCAGUGUAGGUCCAAGAGAAUGCAGAUUGAAAGCAUGCAUGGUGGUCCCAGAGGACUAGGAAAGGAGGCAAAGGCCACUGGAAGCUCACUUUUAUGGGACCAUCCUUAAUAUGCCAGUGAAGGCUCAAGCAUGCAAGAGCAUGCAAGAGCAUUAGAGAGUUCUUAUGGACCGUGGCAGUUGCAAAAUACUUGUAGGUUCAACUGGGACAAUACAGUAACAUGUUGGCCAUACAUGAUUUUCAGAGGGCCCAAUCUCAGCAUUAAUGGAUCCUUUCCAAUGGUCCUGUCCAAGGCCAGAUUUGCUGGGGUUUUGCAGCAUGGAAUUUUAAAAUGGUUUUGCUGCAAGGUAGAGUGUUUUCCUAAACAGGCCGAAUCGUUUCACAAAGCUAUCCUUAUUUGCAAGGAGCUGUUUAAGCUACAAGCAUAUUAAUAGAGCUUAGUGUUUUCUUCACUCAUAAUGAAGGAGCAGGGGACUAGUUUGGCUAGAUAGCUGUAAAGCAAUGCCCUAAUUAUGCAGGAACUGAUGCGUUGAUGUUCCUUUUUUUUUGUCUGCGUUGUUCUAAGUGUAUUGCAUAUGAAGUCUGUCUCAACUUCUCACGAGGACAGGAGAGGCCCAAUGUUUUCUCCAGCUGUGGAUAUUGCCUUUUUAAAUGCUUCAGAUGCCUUUUUCUUCCCUCUCCAGCAAUCCUGUAAUUCACACCUACCUGGGAAUCAGCUUCAUUGAACCCAGUGGGACUUAGUCCUGAGUAGACAUGCAUAGGAUUGCACUGCCAGUGGACUAAGUGACUGCACAGUGGCUUUAGGUUACUCUGAUAAAAGCGCUUAGAACCCCUGGUUCUAGGGCAGUAAAUAUCUGUGUUGUACAUAAAUAUCGUAAGUGUUUUAAUGCAAAGCUGUUUGUUACCAGGUGUCUAAGAGAUUGCCAUGUUUUGCAUCCCAGUUGUGUUUUCCUGUAGGAACGUGAACUUAGCAUGAUUUUACUUUCAAGACAUUUCUCCCUCGCCCUGCUGUUUUAUUGAGGCGCCUGCUACAGGCCAGUAUGCCAGGGUUGGAACCAAGGUCCUAUGAACACAGGAACCAAUUUACAGCCUUACUUACGAAGCUACAACUACCUCUGUAGCAGUGCUGUAACAAGUUCCUUUAUAUUCCACCACUGCUAAGGAACAGGGAUUUGCAUGGAAUUCACACCGACUCCCUUAGCGUGGGGUUUCCACGAAUAUUUUUGGUCUCGAUGGUUUGCUUUCCAUUUUAAUUUCCACAAACGCAGCACACGGCAUAACCGGUGCGGAGCAAUUUUGUACAGACAACAACCAAAACGUAGUUGCCUUUUCCACAGUUUUAUGUGGAGUUUGGUUAGGAAAUGAGCAUUGUGCACAACCAAAAUUUAACAAAGAACAAAAUUCAAGUUUGCUGGUGGAGUACAAUGUAGGGGUAUUAAAAGAAGCCAAAGCUUUUCCUAUCAGUUCCUCUCUGUAUCCCAAACCAAGGUAAUGGUAGCCCCCCCCUCCCACUCUACAAUGAAAUUGCCUUCACUUUUGGAAGGGGAAGCACAGUCUCACAAUACCUGGUGCUACUCUGGCACUGCAGGAAUAUCACGAUGCAGGCGUUGCCAUCUAUGCCAGAAGAAGUGUUCACAGAGUCAAAGUGCCAACUCGGUUAGUCAGCUGAUUCGGCUGCAUUAGCACAAGAGACUUCGCAGCACGCAUACUCCAGCUUGAAUCCCACACUUAAAUGUGGGUUGGCAAUUGCAUGCUCUGUUACUCUGCUGUGAUGAAUUCAUCAAUCGCAGAUUUAAUGUGCUGAAUUAUUAAUCCUUUCCUCCAAGUGGACUCUUGGAAGGAGUAGGUGUGCUGUGCACCUACUAUUGUGUUGAAGAUUUUGCCUUGAUUUUCUUAAAACAACCACUGCAACCCUGAUACCAUCUACAAACAUUAUCUUCAUUCAAAAUGAGAUGAUAGAUAUUCUUCUUAUUGGCUACUUGAUUCAGGGAAAAGCGGCAUCUGCUCUGUCCUUUUAAAUUGGUGCCGUGCCGCUUUAAGCAGUCAUGGCUUCCUGCAAAGAAUCCUGGGAGGUGUAGUUUGUUAAGGGUGCUGAGAGUUGUUAGGAGAUCCCCCUUGUGGAGUUGCAAUCCCCAGGGUGAUUUAGCAAUCGACCCCUUCUUCCCAGGAAAGCUACACUUCCUCCCUGUCCUUGAGUCAUUUGUUCUGCCAAUACUGCAUUCCUGAUACACAAUAUAGCACAUUGACUUUGAGGAAUCGAGGUUUUGAUUGAGGCACAGUCUUUUAGAUGAGGAAUUUAUGUAUUUUUAAGGCCUGUUCCUAUGUACUUUAUUACAGCGAUGUACUUUUCCUUUCCAUUAUAAUACCUGAUACGUGUGGGGUGCAAUCGCAGGGACCUGUGGUUUCUAAGAAAUAACUCUAAAACAAAUGCUUAUAUUGAGCACAAUAGUUAUUGGUAUCAAUCGUCAGUCAGCAAGCGAAUAACUGGCUUGUUUCAGCAGCUAGAAUUUGUUGUGUAUUUAUAAGCAGGUAAUCGAAUCCGCUUUGGUGUGGAUCGUGGCUAUUGUAAAACAUUCCAAUGUGGGUGGGCGCUAAGGUCCAAAAAGCAGCCCGUGCCCUAAUCAUUUGUCUGUAAAUUUUGCAUACCAGUAAAUAUGUGAGUUAAUGCCUCUCACUCUUGUUGAUGGUGAAUCACUAUAAAUGCUGAAAGGGACCAAGACUUGGACAGAAGCAUUCUUGUUGAUGAAAGCAGGAAUGGUGCCAUCCAAUAAAAUGAUGAGAGAAGCCCUGCUGGAUCAGGCUGAAGUUCCAUCUAGUUCAGCAUCCUCUUCCCAAAGUGACCCGCCAGGUACCUGUGGGAAGCCCACCAUCAGAACCUUGGUCAGAUGCAUGCCACCAGAUGUCAACCACAUGGAAAGGCAGUGGCCUAUUGCAAAGAAAGCCCACACAGUGCAAUUUAGAUGUCAUUUGAUUACAACUUCCCAUCAGUUCCAGCCAGACUGGCUAAUGGGAGCUGAAACCCCACCACAUCUGGAAGGCACUGCAUUGGCUGCUCUGAUACAUUGGACUAAGUGUUGACUGGUAGGGUUCAAUGCUAACUUGACUGUGGGGCUAAUCAACCAGUCCCUAUGCCUCAGCCCAACUGACCUCACAGGCUUUCUGUGAGAAUAAAAUGGGACCGGUCGCAUGUAUGCAGUUUCUUUGGUGGAAGUCUGCAAGCCAACCACAGUUUUUUUAAAAAAUAAAUACGAUGGAGAGUUAGCAAGAGAAGCCUGGGAGGUCAAAUACUAGCAGAGCUUCUAGUGUUGCAGGUGAGCUGGCAACUUCACAUUCAGGUUCUCUUGAUGUGAUUUUGGCCCUCGCAUCUGAACAUUUCACUGUUAUGGUAAGAUAUACAAAUACACUUACACACACAUGCACCAUAUGGUGUUUAAUGAACGCAGUAGCUGGGGCUUGCAGAUCUCUGAAUUAGGAGCUCACCUGGUGCAGCCUGAGCUACAGUCGGCCACUUCUCGAGUUUAUCAGCAGGAGCUGUCAUUGUACAUGCAAACUAUUCAUGGGGAUAAACCUCAGAGAAGUAAUAUUGAAAAACAAAUCCAAAACGCCCGUGUUGGCAAUAGAAAGCUAAGGUGCCGAUGGGAUCGUGAUGCAUCGCGGGUGACUAUUCUUUUGUCGGUUUAUUACAGUGCUACUUUACUUUGUAAAAUAUCUUUGUAAACAAGGUUCGUUCAUUUCUGUAAGUUUUACUGCAUGAAAAGGAACAGUCUGUUCUACAAGAACGUUUCAGUUACACCAAUAUGUUUGUGGGAUUGUUUUUAUUUUGGCAGGUAUCUGCGAAAAAGUCAUUGCAUUUGUGGAGUAAUAAAUGUGUUUUGGUUUUUUUUAAAAAAACAGAACUGAACAUUAACAUUUAUUUAUAGGUUUUGAAAAACAAACAAACACAGCAGCAACGUGCAAUGGUGUGGUAGGUAGAAAGUGGUCACUGAAGAGUCCUUUUUGGCAAAGGUUGCAGGGCAGAAGCAGGGUGACAUCUGGAUCAGAUACAUGCCUACUGAACGGUAAUCCCAUUGGACAAGUCAGAGCAAUAUCAGUAGCCUCCACCCAUGCUGAGUGUGCCUGACAAGUCAGAAAUCAUGCAGCUCCAUGCUGCUGACCAAAAUGCUCCUCUGCUUCUGAUCCUAAGGACACAUGGAUCUGCCGUAUCCUGAGUAAGACCAUUAGACCAUCUAGCUCAGCAUUGUCUUUGCUGACUGGCAGCAGCUCUCCAGGUCCUCCCAGUCCUUCCUGGAGAUA
Messenger RNA from Zootoca vivipara (common lizard), 6584 nucleotides. RefSeq names its product serine/threonine kinase 32C (gene STK32C). NCBI's taxonomy places the organism in Eukaryota, Metazoa, Chordata, Lepidosauria, Squamata, Lacertidae. The record is from RefSeq and is a predicted model, not a curated record. Gene Ontology annotation, molecular function: ATP binding; G protein-coupled receptor binding; G protein-coupled receptor kinase activity. Gene Ontology annotation, biological process: G protein-coupled receptor signaling pathway; protein phosphorylation; regulation of signal transduction.